Arvicola amphibius (Eurasian water vole) is the source of this 4428-nucleotide messenger RNA. RefSeq names its product nebulette (gene Nebl). The transcript is spliced from 29 exons. NCBI's taxonomy places the organism in Eukaryota, Metazoa, Chordata, Mammalia, Rodentia, Cricetidae. The record is from RefSeq and is a predicted model, not a curated record. Gene Ontology annotation, biological process: cardiac muscle thin filament assembly. Gene Ontology annotation, molecular function: actin filament binding. Gene Ontology annotation, cellular component: Z disc; focal adhesion. The coding region runs from base 474 to 3077 and encodes 867 amino acids.
CAAACAGUGACUUGGAAUGUCACCAUGACCAGCAGCCAUCAAAGCUGUGAGUCAAGUACAAAAGAGAUUUUGAAGAAAGCAAAGGGAGGGGCUUCAGCAUCGUCACGGAUACUCCUGAGUUGCAGAGGCUGAAGAGGACCCAGGAGCAAAUCAGCAACGAAUAUACUUUAUAUUCAAUGUCAGGAGCCGUUUGCAGAUGCAUUCUUCAUCAUGCCAAACCCCUUAGAAUGCAGUUCAUCAUAGGUGGGAGAAAAAUGUCAUAUGAAGAGGAAAGAAAAAGAAACCAAUAAGAGAGUCCUAGACUUUGUCAGACGGAUGGAAAUGCCCAGUAAAGAGUGAAUAAGAACUCAGAGCAUGGUUGAAAACGAGAAGGGACCCUGCUCAAGACUCAUGUAGGCUAUUCACCAUGGAAACAGACAUCACCAAAUGCAGCAUGAGCAUUGUCAUCGGAAGUGGAAGCUAACAGGGUCAAAAUGAAGGUGCCCGUGUUUGAGGAUGUAAAAGAUGAGACCAAAGAGGAAAAAGUGGAGGAGGAAGAAAAGCAGGAGGACACGGUAUUUCUGAAGCCUGUUAUUGAAGACCUAAGCAUGGAACUGGCCAAAAAGUGCACCGAGCUCAUUAGUGACAUCCAUUAUAAAGAAGAGUAUAAAAAGUCCAAGGACAAGUGCACCUUUGUGACUGAUACGCCUAUGCUAAACCAUGUAAAAAACAUUGGUGCUUUUAUUUCUGAGGCAAAAUACAAAGGAACCAUUAAGGCGGAUCUUUCCAACUGUCUGUACAAGCAUAUGCCGGCCACUAUUGACAGUGUCUUUGCAAGAGAAGUAUCCCAGCUUCAGAGUGAGGUUGCCUACAAGCAGAAGCAUGACGCUGAGAAAGGGCUCUCGGAUUAUGCCCACAUGAAGGAACCUCCGGAGGUGAGACAUGCCAUGGAGGUCAACAGACACCAGAGUAAUAUCUCUUAUAGAAAAGAUGUGCAGGACACCCACACAUAUACAGCGGAACUUGAGAGACCGGAUAUCAAGAAGGCUACUCAGAUCUCCAAGAUCAUAAGCAAUGCGGAAUACAAAAAAGGGCAAGGCAUAGUAAAUAAAGAGCCACCUGUAAUUGGAAGACCAGACUUUGAACAUGCGGUGGAAGCCUCUAAGCUUUCUAGUCAGGUUAAAUAUAAAGAGAAAUUUGAUCACGCACUGAGGGAGCAAAGCCACUGUUACAACCCACUGGACAGUGCUGCUUUCAGACAGCAGCAGCUCGCCACUGCCCUGGCAAGUGAAUGGGAAUAUAAAAAGGAUUUUGAAGAGAACAAAGGGAUGUAUCACUUUGAUGCCGAGGCCACUGAACACCUGCAUCAUAAAGGCAAUGCCACCCUCCAGAGUCAGGUAAAAUACAGAGAAGAAUAUGAGAAGAAUAAAGGGAAGUCCAUGCUUGAGUUUGUUGAGACACCAUCAUAUCAGGCUUCAAAGGAGGCUCAGAAGAUGCAGAGUGAGAAAGUUUACAAAGAAGAUUUUGAGAAGGAGAUUAAAGGGAGGUCCUCACUGGAUUUAGACAAGACUCCUGCAUUUCUACAUGUGAAGUACAUCACCAACCUGAUGAGGGAGAAAGAAUAUAAAAAAGAUUUGGAAAAUGAAAUAAAAGGGAAAGGAAUGGAACUUAGUUCAGAAGUUCUUGAUAUUCAGAGAGCAAAGAGGGCAUCUGAAAUGGUCAGCGAGAAAGAAUACAAGAAGGACCUGGAGUCAGAAAUUAAAGGGAAAGGAAUGCAAAUUGACCCUGAUACCCUUGAAAUACAACGUGCCAAAAACGCUGCCAAGAUAGCCAGUGAGAAAGACUAUAAAAGAGAUCUGGAGACAGAAAUUAAAGGGAAAGGAAUGCAGGUCACCGCAGACACUCUGGAUGUUCGGAGAGCUAAGAGGGCAUCUGAGAUGGCCAGCCAGAAGCAAUAUAGGAAAGACUUGGAGAAUGAAAUCAAGGGGAAAGGGAUGCAGGUGAAUAUGGACAUCCCAGAUAUGCUUCGAGCCAAGAGGGCGUCUGACAUCUACAGCCAGAGAAAGUAUAAAGACGAAGCUGAGAAGAUGCUUUCCAAGUACUCCACUGUGGUAGACACUCCUGAAAUCCAGAGAAUCAAGACGACGCAACAGAACAUUAGCAAUAUAUCUUACAAGGAAGGAGUGGGAGCCGGCACAGCCCUAAGGAACACUCCAGAGAUUGAGCGGGUGAAGAAAACCCAGCACAAUAUCAGUUCACUCCAGUAUAAAGAUCAGAACUAUAAGGCCACUCCAGUAACCAUGACCCCAGAAAUAGAGAGAGUGAGGAGGAACCAGGAGCAGCUGAGUGCGGUCAAAUACAAAGGAGAGCUAAAACAGCCAACUUCCAUUUCGGAUCUACCAGAGCUGAAGAGAGUGAAAGAAAACCAGAAGAAUAUCAGCAAUGUUUAUUAUAAAGGUCAACUGGGAAGGGCCACGGCUUUAAGCAUAACUCCUGAAAUGGAAAGAGUAAAGAAGAAUCAAGAAAAUAUUAGCUCGGUGAAAUACACGCAGGACCACAGGCAAAUGAAAGGCAGACCGUGUCUGAUCUUAGAUACACCUGCUUUGAGACAUGUUAAAGAAGCACAAAACCAUGCUUCCAUGGUCAAAUAUCAUGAAGAUUUUGAGAAGACAAAGGGGCGAGGCUUCACUCCCAUUGUGGAUGACCCUGUGAUGGAGAGGGCAAGGAAGAACACCCAGGUUGUAAGCGAUGCUGCCUAUAAAGGCGUCCAGCCUCAUGUCGUGGAGAUGGAUCGGAGACCUGGGAUCAUUGUGGCACCUGUUCUUCCUGGAGCUUACCAGCAGAGUCACUCCCAAGGCUACGGGUACAUGCACCAGACCAGUGUGUCAUCCAUGAGGUCCAUGCAGCAUUCACCUAACCUAAGGACCUACCGAGCCAUGUACGACUACAGUGCCCAGGAUGAAGAUGAGGUCUCCUUCCGAGAUGGUGACUACAUUGUCAACGUGCAGCCAAUUGAUGACGGCUGGAUGUAUGGCACCGUGCAGAGAACCGGGAGAACGGGCAUGCUCCCAGCAAAUUAUAUUGAGUUUGUGAAUUAAUUCUUCCUCCUUGCCCUUUGAGCUUUAUUCUGAUGUAUUCUAAACCUGACCUUUUUAAAAGAUAGAAGAUACUUUUCAGAUAACUUGGCAAUUAUUUUACAAUAAUGUAUCCUUACUUUGACAAUUAGACACACAGGUACCAGGAGGAAGGAAUGACUUUUGGGCUGGAAACAGCAGCAUCCAUAGUAAUUCCUGUAAAGAAAACCAUUAGGUCUGGAGACCUGGUGCUGCUAAUUGUGUUUGUGGUUUCAUUUAGUUGGCUAUUCAACCCUUCUGGGAAAUGUAUUUUUGUAGACUUUAAUAGAGAUGUUGAUUGUCCCUUACAUGUAACAAGUGUAUGAAACUUCUUAGCUGUCACAUGGAAUCAUCUGAAGCUAAUUUUCAUAGUCCAGCAACACAGCCAAUAAUUUAAAAAUUGUUCAGCUUUUGAAUCAUUGGGUAAUUUUCAAUUCAAGUGAGAACUGCUUAAUAUAAUAAAUGGGAACAGUGGCAGAAUGAGUCUGGUUAAAAUCAUAUUGACUGUAGCCUUUGGGAGCAGGCGGGAAACUUGCCCUUUCCCUAGGCUCACCGGGAUCUAGCUAUUUCUUGUUUGUUUCAGGGUAUAGCCUAUAUUUCUCAGUGUUUCUUGGUAUUUCACAUGUGUUUCAUGGCAUAGCCAAUCUCCAUUUACAUUCUAUAGGGCAGUGCACAUGCUCCGGACCCCAGACCAUCAGGACCGGUAACUUCACAGCUACUCGGCAAAGGGCAAAGUUCAAUGUCAUCUGUAUUAUUUCCCUAGUAGCCUCUAUCCCGUUGCAUGUCUAGUGGGCUUAAGCUUCCGUAACAUGGCAGCUGCUUGCCCAUCCUUGUUAUAAAAGUCAGCAGUGUGGCUGAUCUUGCCCUGCCCUUUCUUAUAGUUGCCAGCUCAUAAGAAAACAUUUUGAAAAGUUGCUUGAGACUUUCUUGCUGUAUUAAACUCUAGCUUUGAAAGACUCAUGCCUGAGGAAAUACACAUAUACUCUAGUAAAUAGAAGACUUAUGUAUUUACUGGAUAGCUUUCGCUCACUUAAUGCUACUACCAUUGAUUUAAAAGCGCAGUGAAUUGGACAGCAUUCUGUGUAAGGGGAAAUGGACUAUACAGUAUAGCAGAGGUGAAACGAAAUGCAAAACAUCAAGUAGACGUUUGCUCCACAAUUCAAAGAUUUGGUCUUAUAUUUUGACAAUUGGUCUUCAGACUCUGGGAUGGAAAUAUAGCCACUAAGUAUAUCUAUAAAAAGGAAUCCUUUUCCAACCUUGGUUUUCAUUUUCUAAAUCACAUUCAAGAUUAGAUAAGAAAAUCUUCAGAGAUUUUUUUUUUUUUUUUUUUUUUUUU